This is a messenger RNA of Cloeon dipterum, 3516 nucleotides long. RefSeq names its product snake venom 5'-nucleotidase. Bases 206 to 2251 code for a protein of 681 amino acids. Lineage: Eukaryota; Metazoa; Arthropoda; Insecta; Ephemeroptera; Baetidae. The record is from RefSeq and is a predicted model, not a curated record. The transcript is spliced from 13 exons. Gene Ontology annotation, molecular function: hydrolase activity. Gene Ontology annotation, biological process: nucleotide catabolic process.
AGGGAACACUGCAGUGCGGAACUCGGCUUGGUGUGUGCGAGCCUCUCUUGUAUUCAGACCGAAUGCUGGAGAGAUGAUCGCUUUCGGUUAUUCAUUCGAGUCGGCUAGCAGCUCCGCCUGAAUUCGCGCAAGUCGAAUGGCGAUUUAAGUCCGGCGGCGGCUGCCGGAGGAUCGAACGAAUGUGCAUGCGCCCGCCUCACUAACAAUGGCCGGUUUCGCUGCUCAAGCGGCCCUCAGGUCGAAAUGGACCGACCUGGUCGAUACCUCGGCGUUUGAGGUGCCCGAGGAGGUGACCACCGGCGUCAAGAGUGUUGUGGGCUGGCUCAAACAGGCAACUCACGAAGUGCGUCAGGCAGGCCUGCGUACCCUGACCAACUUUUCCGACAUCCACACCAUGGGUUCCAACGCACCAGUUUCCUCCAUCACCAUCCUGCACUUCAACGACGUUUACAACGUCGAGCCGGCAGACCAGGAGCCGGUUGGUGGCGCCGCUCGGUUCGUCAGCGCCAUACAGUCUUUCGAACACCUCAACCCGCUUAUCUUGUUCAGCGGUGAUGCAAUCGCCCCCAGCAUGCUCAGCACCUUCACCAAGGGCGAGCAGAUGAUUCCCGUUUUAAACGAGUGCAACGUCCACUGCGCAGUCUUCGGCAACCACGAAUUCGAUUUUGGUUUGGAUGUGCUGCUUGACUGGGCUGCCAGAACGAAUUUCCCGUGGCUGAUGAGCAAUGUAAUUGACAACGAAACCGGCCGGCCCUUAGCUGAUGGGAAAAUCACCCACGUUGUCCAGUGGGGAGGGCACAAAAUUGGCUUGAUUGGGUUGGUCGAAAGAGAGUGGUUGGACACACUUGCCAGCAUAAACACUGAUGAGGUCACCUUCAUCGACUUUGUGGAAGCAGGCACAAAGUUGGCUCAGCAGCUGAAACAAGAGGGUUGUGAGUAUGUGAUUGCUCUCACUCACAUGAGGACGCCCAACGACAUUCUGCUCAUGGAAGGUGUAUCUGAGAUUGAUCUUUUCCUUGGAGGCCAUGACCACGAUUAUGACGUUCAAAUGGUGGAUGGACGUUAUUUGGUCAAAAGUGGAACAGAUUUCCGCCAAAUGUCCAAAAUUACAUUGACAUUUACCGGCAAGAAAGUGGAAGUGAAUGUAGAAGAAAUUAAUAUAACUUCAAAGUACCCAGAACAUGAGAUGCUGAAACAAGAACUCAUGAAGUACCAAGACAUAAUUUCUGAGAAAAUGGACGAAGUGUUAGGCACAUUUGCCGUUCCUCUUGACGGUCGUUUCGCAAGCAUCCGAACGUCCGAGACCAAUUUGGGCAACUGGGUGUGCGACGUCAUACUGGCAGCUACAGGCGCCGACUUUGUCCUUCUAAACUCAGGCACCCUUCGGUCAGACAGGCAGCACCCUGCUGGAGAGUUCACCCUGAAAGACUUGAUGAACGUGCUGCCCAUGAUGGACAGCCUCACCGUGCUGUCAGUCACUGGUUCGCAGGUAUUGAAAAUGCUGGAGAACAGUGUGUCGCAGUACCCUCGGUUGGAGGGCCGAUUUCCUCAAGUGUCUGGAAUUUCUUUUGGGUUUGACCCGAACGCACCAGCGGGCCAGAGAGUCGACCCUCAGUUCGUGAGGAUUGGCGACGAGUACCUUGGUCUCGAACAAAGAUACAAACUGGCCACUAAGAAGUACGUUGCUUUAGGCAAGGAUGGCUACGACAUACUGCGCGAAUCAAAGAUUUUGGUGGAUGCAGAGAACUGCACUGAGCUGAGAACGGCGAUUCAGAACCACUUUCAAGCCAUCAAAAUGAGGCAGGGCUGUACAAAGCGCCACACUAAGCAUCGUCAAAGUUUGGUUACAAUUUCCAGAAGCGACCUAAUCCCCAUCAGCGGUGAUGCGAAAGCUCACGAAAAAUCCUGGACUGACUCACUGCCCGUCUCUUCUGGGUUUAAGCACAGUCUUGUGAAAAUGCUUGAAACGCCAGAGAACAGUGACGCACCGCCGCCCCUGCGUCGCUCAAGCACCAUCGACUUGGAAGGGGGCCCGCCGCCCCUGCGCAACAAACUCACUCGCAGGGCAAGCAUUGACGACUUAGAGCAGGAAACAUGCGAACUGUGUCCCAAGGUGGAGGGCAGGAUUGUCCAACUGACGCCAGAGACGCGCCGAGAGCUAGCUUUGGAAAGGCAACGAAUUGAGGCUGACUCAGUGAUUCCUGAGGCCGAUGAGUCUGUUUCUCCUAGAGGAAGUUUCGACAAGUCAUAAGCAAACAAGAGGAAAGCGAUAUUUUUUAUUCGAGAUUGAGGGUGUAGGUGCGUGAUUGCUUUGAAGGAAGGCCUACGCUGUUUAUAAAUAAUUACUAACGUCAUGUUCAUGAGCACUAUACUCAAACUUGAACACACCAAAAAUCUUUGUUGAUGUGAAAUAUCGAUGUAGUCGUUAGAACGCUGUCAAAUUCAUUCCCCCAUUGAGUGAGGAGGUGACUAAUUGAAACAAAAGUAUUACUCGGAUGUGAUAUCUCCAUCUCGAUUGUAAUGUGGCAAAUGGUUCCACUCAAAUAUCCAAAUAUUGUAAGUGUUAUUGCUUUGUUUGUUUGUUUUCCGACAGUUUAGUGAUGCCGACAAGAAGCAAGCCUGUUUGAGUAGUGGAAAUUAAAAUGUUUUCACUGAUAGUUAUGCAGUGCAAUACUUGAUUUGUAAAGACCCACAAACUUAAUUGUCAGCCACGUCCCUGUACAAAUCAACAAAUGAUAAUAACUAAAUUUAAAAGCUAUACCCAUUCACAAUAAAAGGAUCAAUGCUAGCUGCUUCAAUGUAGGUGGGUGCUCUGCAUUCGCGUGCUCUUAUCGCAAAGGAAUCUGGAAAUAUUUUGCACAAAUUUUAAUAAAUUUUGACGCACCCCCCGUAAUGUUAGGACUGCCGCUUGAUAAAUAAGCUGAGAAUCACAUUAAAGUAAGUACGUAUGCGACUAGAAAGCGAGUAUUUUGAAAUGUUAUAAUUAAAACAAAAAGUAUUGGAGACGCGGUUGGUUUGUAUUUUUCCAAAGAGUGUAUAUUUAAUGCUUUUUUACAUUUUUCUUUUGAGGCUAUAUUUUUACGAAUGUUUUGUUGUGACUUACAUUGUUCAUUGUGUCAACGAAAAAAAUGGAUCUACGAUCACUUUGCAACCUUUGAUCUACUCUCAUCUGUGUAACGACCUUAACUAAUUGUGUUCAUUGCACUUCCAAAAUUCAAAAGCACUUUUGAUCCAUUUAACUGUACAUUUUUAAAAACGACGCAAUCGGUACAAAGACGAAAACAAAGUAUUCUUAGCAAACCAAAUUAUAUACUUAUUUAAACCUUACAUAUUUUGAAGAGUUUCCUUUUAUUGCGCCCGAUUAAUCUCAGCAUGGCUGUUCUAUGAGUAUAGUUUCUUAUAUUAUACAUUGUAUCUCCACAUUUUAUCGAAUUUAUAUAUUUUUCUGAGCUGGUCUCGACUUUCUCCUUGCGUUACAGGAAAAUAAAGUUUUAAAUGAUUUGAAUAAGCCCACGA